AGUGAAAGUGAAACCCUAACAGACGACACACUUUCCCUUAUUGAAUUAAUCUACACAUGCUUUGACGCACUCAUUCUCCCCCAACUGCGCGCACACUGCUGCCUCGCCCCUCACUCCUUCCCUCCCUCCGACCACCGUCACUCCGUUUCUCGGCGUCAGCCUCUUUCUCCCACCGUCUCCUCGUCAGGCAAGUUUUCAGUCAUGGCAUCAUCGAUAACCCGUGAGUGGGUGGGACUGAAAACAUUUGCGCCGGCAACUCAGACAAAAUUGGUUGAACUGUUGGGAAGACUAGAGGAGAAGAACGUGGACAAGUUAACAAUACUUGUGAUGGGGAAAAGUGGUGUUGGAAAAUCAUCGACCGUGAAUUCAAUUAUAGGAGAAAGAGCUGUUACUAUUAAUCCCUUUCAGUCGGAAGGACUAAGACCUGCAAUGGUGUCACGCACAAGGACAGGAUUUACAAUAAACAUCAUUGACACUCCUGGUCUCAUAGAAGGGGGAUAUAUCAAUGAUCAGGCCUUGGAGAUUAUCAAACAUUUCCUUCUGAACAAGACCAUAGACAUUCUGCUUUAUGUGGACCGUUUGGAUACCUAUAGAGUGGAUAGCCUUGAUAAGCUGGUUGUCAGAGCUAUUACUGAUAGUUUUGGCAAAGAAAUAUGGAAGAGGGCUUUGAUAGUUCUUACACAUGCUCAGCUUUCACCCCCUGAUGGAAUACCUUAUGAUGAAUUCGUUUCAAAAAGAUCGGAGGCACUUCUAAAAGUUGUUCGCCAGGGUGCUCGAUUGAGGAAAGAUGACCCAGUGGUUUCUAGCAUUCACUUUGUUUUGGUUGAGAACAGUGGGAGAUGUAACAAGAAUGAAAGCGAUGAGAAGGUUCUUCCAAAUGGGACAGCUUGGAUUCCUAAUCUGGUCGAAAAAAUCACAGAAGUUACAACAAGGAGCAACAAGUCUAUUUAUGUUGACAAGAAGUUGAUUGAAGGGCCAAACCCUAAUCAGAGGGGAAAGAUCUUUAUUCCCAUCUUAUUUGCACUUCAGUAUUUCUUUGUGAUUAAACCUAUUGAACGCGCAAUCAAGAAUGACGUUGCGAAUGAGGCCAAGCCGUUGUGGGCAAUUAGGGAAGCUAAACGCAGGUUCUAAUUGGCAAUUUUCAUGGGAUGGCACGUUCUAACUUUGUAGAGCAUAGCUGGUAUCAGUUGUUCUAUAUAUAUUAUCUAGCUGAAGUAGGCACCCUUGUAAUGCUGUGAGGCUCAGAAUAUUUUGUACACUCAAGAUUUUGUAUUUUGGUUUGCAUUUUACACCUACCCGUUUUUACUCUCUUCA
Molecule: messenger RNA, 1314 nt
Organism: Arachis duranensis
Lineage: Eukaryota; Viridiplantae; Streptophyta; Magnoliopsida; Fabales; Fabaceae
Product: translocase of chloroplast 34
Exons: 8
Coding region: 202-1131 (309 amino acids)
Biological process (GO): intracellular protein transport
Cellular component (GO): chloroplast outer membrane
Molecular function (GO): protein-transporting ATPase activity; GTP binding
Source: RefSeq, a predicted model, not a curated record